GAGGACGUGGAGCAUGACGACCACUGUGCCAUCUGUAAGGAGGACGGAGAACUGCAGCUCUGCCACAACUGCCCCCGAGCCUUCCACCCCAACUGCCUCCACCCGCCCCUCAGAACCCCCCCCAGAGGCCCCUGGUACUGCCCCAAGUGUCAGAAGAAGGUUUUGAACAAAGAAAACAUGUCGUGGCCUCAGAACUUUGUUCAGUCCUACGUUACACACAAGACGGUGAGGCAGGAGGAGAAGCGACGACUCCUGAGAAGAAACAACGAGCUGAAGACAGAAUGCGCUCAUCUGGAGGAACAAGACGAAGAGCUCAACCAGACACUGAAGCAAUGUCAGGACCUGAGGGAGCGGCUCCUCGAUCAGCAGAGAGACACUCACGCGUCGCUCGACCGCCUCAAGGCUCUUAUCAGGCUGAUCCAGCGCGACCAGCUCAUCCAGGUCACCAUGACGACCACGGCCACCAUCGCCGCCUCCUUGCUCUCCCAGUCUUGGAUCAAACCCACCAGCACCGCCGCCCCGGGGCCGUCGGCCACACCCCUGCCGAAGAACCACGCCCACAGCCAGGACAGUGUCAACAACUAGCCCCGCCCCCUGCGGUCGUCGAGGAAGGUGAUUUCUUUCAAGGUUUUCAAACAUCUUUUCUCCGAGAGCCGAAACAAACUGAGCCUCGAUCCACUCGAUUCAAGUAUUUUUUAAAUCCAACACCUACAGUGCUUACGAGAUUUCUUUCUUUUUUAAGUUCUUUUCUAUUUAUUCAUGUUCUUGGCCUUAAUGUAUUUAUUACAAACCGUUAGACGACUGAGCCGUCGCAGGAAACCAGGAGUUUUUCUGCGCGCUCCGAAAGAUAUUUCCCUUUUUUAAACACAGGUAUAAUAACUGUUCUGCGUAUAGAGAGAGAGAACGGUAGAGUUAGUCGUAGUGGAAGAAAACAAAGCGUGGAUGGAAGUGAACGACUGUACAUUGAUAUAUCUGAGUAGAUGUUUGUUCUCAUUCUCCUAUGAACAAUGUUUUUUGCCAUAAUAAUUCAGGAAGAUGUUUCAUGGUGUAUGUAAACGAGCCUUCGAACAAAAACAGAGAAUAACUUUUUUUCAGUAUUAAUAGAGUCAAAGAAAAAAGUAUUUAAGAUAAAACUACAGAAAUUAGCAUUUCUAGUGGAGAUUUUAGUAUUUUCAUGCUGAUGCCUGUUGAUAAAUGUAAGUUUGGAGUAUUCAAGGGGAUCACUGUACAUAUGUUGUAUUAUUAUUAUGAUUAUUAAUAUCAUCAUCGCAGGUUUUCUCGGUUGUCAAACAUCUGAAACUGAAGCGAGUCCCUGUUUGUAAAACUGACGAAACACAAACAAGAGAAUGAGUUUGGUCAUUUUGAACUGACGUCUCUGUCCAUGAUCGUAAAACGUUCCGAAGACGUGAACAAAGACAGAUAAUGGACCGAACGCUCUGAGGACACAGUGUUGAGCAUCGACACGAGAGGAGACGCUGGAAAACAUCGUGUCUCCUUUAGAUUAAAAAUGAUUUCAUGAAUUCAAAAAAAUGAAAAUGUUUUCUUUUCUUCACUAAUUUUCUUGUUUCAGUAUCUUGAAGACAAAUCAACUCAUUUUCUUGUUUGAGGAAACAAACAGUUAAAACCAACAGGAGCUCCAGUUUCGUUGGUUCACAGCUGCACUCGAACACAACACGUCGACGUGCGAUGCAUCCGUUCGUCCCCGCCCCCUUUAACCAGUAUAGAAAAUAUGCCAAAAACUCUUUGUUUUUGUACUGGGGUCGUUCAUCUAUCAAUAAUGUCCAUUGUGCUUUCUUCUCCUCCCUGCCUGUUUUAUAUUUCUGCCGUUGAAUCUUUUUUUACUCGUGUUUCCGAGCGUUUGAACAGCGACGAGCCUGUUGAGCGACAGAUGAACACUGCCUCAAGUACAAAUCCUUUCAAUCCAGGGUUUUCUCUUUGUUUGCGUCAUUUUGUAGAAACCAGUCAAUCACACACGGGACAACUCUGUCAAACUGCAACAACUUUGACUGUCGCUGGACGAGCGGAUGACGUCGUCCUGGUUCAAAACAAAGAAGCAGGACGCCGCCGUCACGUCUCGCUCGCUCCAUUUAUCUCGCUAGUCUUCCUGCUGGUCCAGAGAGGUUCCGUCCAAAUGUGGAGAACGUAGAUUUAGUCCAUUUUUUAUUUCCUGUCUCUCUGACACACGCUGAUGCACAAACACGGAGAAACAAAUAGUUCAGAGAAAAAUGCCUUUUAAAGAAAAGAGGAGAUUUGUGACUUUAGAGAAGAGAUGAUUUUAUUUGAAUUGAAUCAUAUCCUGUUUGUCCUGUGACGUAUCAAAGAUACUGAACUGAUCCUGGUUCAUCCCAAGCUUCAAAGUUAAACGAAGUAAAUAUAUCAUGAAGUAUAUCAUCAAUGUUCAAGAAGAAAUACACGUUAAAAAGCUCCAGAUCAUCAACACGCGUGUAAAUCAAUGAAGUCACUUCCUCUCGAUCCGGAGUGAACGUCAGAAACUUUAAGAAUCUGAAACUCAAACCAACGAUUCUUCGGCUUGUUUUCAUCGAACUGAGUCAAACUCUGUUUUCAUUCGAGUCCAAAAUGAAAAGUUAAACUAAAGUACAGAUUCAAUUCUCUGUAAAGUAAAACAUUUGAAAACUGAAACUUUUGUCUGUUCAACAAAAGAAAGAUUUGAGAACCAGAUGAUUUAAAGUCAUUGAAACUUUAACAUUAGAAUCAAUUCUACACGUGAAACACGUCUCAUUUAAACUCUGUUGGACUCAGAGCUUCACUCGACUGAGACAAAUGAAAUCCAUGGCCGGUGGAAUCGUUGCAGCUCAGGAGCCCGGAGACGUUUCUAACGUCUGACAUUUGCCUUUUUAAAGAACAUGGUCAGUUGGAGCUGCCUCCUGUCACUUCUGUCACUGCGGACGUCAUGUGAUGCAUAUUCAGUUUCACCGAGAGCCGCCGGCGCUCCAGGUGACGUAAAAAAAAAAAAACAUAUCAGCGCUCUGUCACGUCGAUGCCGCCCCCUUCAGACCCCGCCCCUGCAAAUUAAGCGUUAAAAAAGGCCCCUCCCACCACCACCCACCACCCCCACCCAACCUCGUCAUCCAUUUCUAGAAAUCUUCUCCGGGAGAAACUGUGCAGUGCUUAAACAGAUCUAUUUUAAUACACAACUCAACAUUUGAACAAAUAAGAAAAAAGACGUAGAACAUUUUUAUAUUCUUUUACCAAGGAGCAAAAAAAAGAAGAGAACAGAACAUUGGGGUUUUCUAUCGUUUGCUGGUUCUGCAUUCUGACUCUUUGUAUUAUUUGAGCCACAAGGAGGCGCUGACACGACGAGGGCGUUUAGAUGGAAAUGAAAUGUCUGUUGAAGUAGAAGUUUUCUUUGUCAUUGCUAAGGGGACUGUCCAGUGGAUAGUGUGUAUAGGAAAGUGUUUGUCUUAAAUAUGCCAAUGUAGUUUUUUCUUCUUUAUGAUGCAUUAAAAACUUGAUGGAUGGACGUUGGUAAAUGGUUAAAGAGUAGUCUCACUUUUUUGUACCAAGUUCUUACAAAAAAUUGAAUCAUUAAUAAACAAAUUCAAGAACAAAA
Molecule: messenger RNA, 3571 nt
Organism: Paralichthys olivaceus (Japanese flounder)
Lineage: Eukaryota; Metazoa; Chordata; Actinopteri; Pleuronectiformes; Paralichthyidae
Source: RefSeq, a predicted model, not a curated record